GCGGGCGUGAGGCGUCAUGCUCUCCAACUGCUGCAUCCCCCUCGGCAGCUCUGGCUAUGAGCGGCAAUGGCCGGCUCACCCGGGUAACCAUUCCCCCACCUGUCUCAAUGUGCAGCUCUCUCCCUUGGGUAUUUCUUGCGGUAUGAUGUUGGGUGAUGGUCGUAUGGAGGCUGCAUAUAGUUGACGCUUGAGCGACAUUGUACGUCACCAGCUACUGCUCCUGCUCCUGCUACUUGUGCUCUUCCAAUUGUAAUCAUGAGAGCUCCUACGCGACUCAGGAGCUUAGUUCUCCGCCGCGGCUUCGCCAGCACGGCGAGGCGCCUAGACAACUACGCAUUUGUCGGUCUGGGACAGAUGGGAUACCAAAUGGCCAAGAACUUGCAGUCAAAGCUGGGCCCCGAGGACAAGGUCUCCAUUUUCGACAUCAAUGGCGAGGCCGUGAAGGGGCUGGAGACGGAGAUGAAGGCGGCCAAGGGUGGUGCGGCGGUUGAGUUGGCUGCGAGUGCUUUUGAUGCUUCCAAGGAUGCUGACACCGUCAUCACCGUCCUCCCAGAACCCCAGCACGUCCAAGGCGUGUACGAAUCCAUCCUCACCGACGCGCUCCCCAAAAAGGACCGCAUCUUCAUCGACUGCUCCACCAUCGACCCGUCCACCUCCCGCCAGGUCGCCGCCUCCGUGUCCGCCGCUGGCCAGGGCACCUUCGUCGACGCGCCCAUGUCCGGCGGCGUCGUGGGCGCCACGGCCGGCACGCUGACCUUUAUGCUCGGCGCGGCGCCCUCGCUCGUCGCGCGGCUCGAGCCCGUCCUGCUGCGCAUGGGCAAGAAGGUGCUGCACUGCGGCGAGCAGGGCGCCGGGCUGUCGGCCAAGCUGGCCAACAACUACCUGCUGGCGCUCAACAACAUCGCCACGGCCGAGGCCAUGAACCUGGGCAUCCGCUGGGGGCUGGACCCCAAGAAGCUCGCGGGCGUCAUCAACGUGAGCACGGGCAAGUGCUGGCCGAGCGAGGUCAACAACCCCGUGGCCGGCGUCGUCGAGACGGCGCCCGCGAACCGCGACUACAGCGGCGGCUUCGGCAUCGCCCUGAUGAAGAAGGACCUGCGGCUGGCCAUCAUGGCCGCCGAGGAGGCCGGCGCCCAUAUGGAGCUGGCCAAGCCGGCCUAUGCCGUGUAUGAAAAGGCGGAGAAGGAGGAGCAGUGCCAGGGCCGGGACUUUUCGGUCGUGUAUCGAUAUCUUGGCGGAAAGGAAUAGUAGCUUUAAUCAAGGGAUAUAGACUUGAGAAAUAAAAUAAAACCCCUAUUGACAUAUCUUAGGUGGUGUGGAA
This is a messenger RNA of Ilyonectria robusta, 1321 nucleotides long. RefSeq names its product NAD binding domain of 6-phosphogluconate dehydrogenase-domain-containing protein. Gene Ontology annotation, molecular function: NAD binding; 3-hydroxyisobutyrate dehydrogenase activity; NADP binding. Gene Ontology annotation, cellular component: mitochondrion. Gene Ontology annotation, biological process: L-valine catabolic process. The record is from RefSeq and is a predicted model, not a curated record. The transcript has 3 exons. The coding region runs from base 256 to 1248 and encodes 330 amino acids. NCBI's taxonomy places the organism in Eukaryota, Fungi, Ascomycota, Sordariomycetes, Hypocreales, Nectriaceae.